AUGCAAAAAGCGACAUACUACGACAGUUCGGCGAUCUACGGUGGCUACCCUUACCAGGCAGCCAACGGGUUCGGUUAUAAUGCCAAUCAGCAGCCGUACCCGGCAUCCACAGCGCUGGGCGCAGAUGGCGAGUACCACCGACCCGCCUGUUCACUCCAGUCGCCUGCAAAUGCCGGGAGCCACCCCAAGGCGCACGAGCUGAGCGAGGCCUGUCUGCGCACCCUGAGCGGUCCGCCCAGCCAGCCUCCGGUUCUCGGCGAGCCGCCCCUGGCCCCACCGCCACCCCAGGCUGCGCCCCCUGCCCCACCGCAGCCUCCAGCCCCGCCGCAGCCCCCUGCACCCACCCCUGCCGCGCCCCCGCCCCCCUCUUCAGUCUCCCCCCCUCAGAAUGGCAGCAGCAACCCCACCCCUGCCAGUGCAGCCAAGAGCCCCCUACUCAACUCGCCCACCGUGGCCAAACAAAUCUUCCCCUGGAUGAAAGAGUCUCGGCAAAACACAAAGCAGAAAACCAGCGGCUCCAGCUCAGGGGAGAGCUGCGCAGGUGACAAGAGCCCACCUGGGCAGGCAUCAUCCAAGAGGGCGCGCACGGCCUACACAAGCGCACAGCUGGUGGAACUAGAGAAGGAAUUUCACUUCAACCGCUACCUGUGCCGGCCGCGCAGGGUGGAGAUGGCCAACCUGCUGAACCUUACUGAGCGCCAGAUCAAGAUCUGGUUCCAGAAUCGACGCAUGAAGUACAAGAAGGAUCAGAAGGGCAAGGGCAUGCUGACGUCAUCAGGGGGUCAGUCCCCAAGUCGCAGUCCUGUGCCCCCGGGCCCUGGCAGUUAUCUGAACUCUAUGCAUUCGCUGGUUAACAGCGUCCCAUACGAGCCCCAGUCGCCCCCGCCUUUCUCCAAGCCCCCUCAGGGCGCCUAUGGGUUACCCCCCGCCUCCUACCCUGCGCCCCUGCCCAGCUGCGCACCGCCGCCGCCUCCACAGAAGCGCUACACGGCGGCAGGGGCAGGCGCGGGGGGCACACCCGACUAUGAUCCACACGCGCAUGGCCUGCAGGGCAACAGCAGUUAUGGGACUCCACACUUACAGGGAAGCCCCGUCUUCGUGGGGGGCAGCUAUGUGGAGCCCAUGAGCAACUCUGGCCCUCCCCUCUUUGGCCUAACUCACCUGCCCCACGCCGCCUCGGCUGCCAUGGACUACGGGGGCGCUGGGCCACUGGGUAGCGGUCACCAUCACGGGCCCGGGCCAGGGGAACCGCAUCCAACCUACACGGACCUUACCGCCCACCAUCCUUCUCAGGGAAGAAUUCAGGAAGCCCCCAAGCUCACCCAUCUGUGAUGGUGGGCUUGGGGCUGCGCGCCAGGAGAGUCCCCCCUCCCCCCAUCUUUCUUCAUUUGCUUUUUCUGUUUUGUUUAAGGUUCUUUCUGCACCUCCCUUUCCUCUCUUCUCCACCCGCCCCUGCUCUCCCCCCACCCAUUUUGUUUUCUUUGGUAACACGUUUUUAUGGUUUAUGUGACGUAGCAAUCUUGGUUGCUGGAAUGGCUGUCGGUAUCAGUAGCGAUAUGUAUCUGCUCCCGCCCCUCGCUGGGCCGCUGGCCUCGCACCCUUUACCUUCUCUACUCUUUGAUCAGAAACAGGGUAUAUGAACAAAUUUUCUA
Molecule: messenger RNA, 1652 nt
Organism: Budorcas taxicolor (takin)
Lineage: Eukaryota; Metazoa; Chordata; Mammalia; Artiodactyla; Bovidae
Gene: HOXA3
Product: homeobox A3
Exons: 2
Coding region: 1-1332 (443 amino acids)
Biological process (GO): regulation of transcription by RNA polymerase II
Cellular component (GO): nucleus
Molecular function (GO): RNA polymerase II cis-regulatory region sequence-specific DNA binding; DNA-binding transcription factor activity, RNA polymerase II-specific
Source: RefSeq, a predicted model, not a curated record